CAUUUUACGACCAGCCGUAUUUCUGUCAGUCCAUCGAGUUUUCAAGUGAACGUGGGGGACCGUGGUUCCGGUGUGAAGCAGCGGCUUUACGCACUCACUCAGGCCGCCAGCAUGCUGUUCCUGAUCGGCCUGGGUCUGGGAGACGCUCGGGACAUCACGGUGAAAGGACUGGAGGCGGUGAAGCGCUGCUCCCGGGUUUAUCUGGAGGCUUACACCGCUGUGCUGACCUGCGGCCAGGAGGCGCUGGAGCGUUUCUAUGGUAAACAGCUGAUUGUAGCUGACAGAGAUCUGGUGGAACAGUCAGCUGAUGAAAUCCUGAAGGACGCUGACGUGGUGGACGUUGCCUUCCUGGUGGUUGGAGAUCCGUUUGGAGCCACCACCCACAGUGACCUGGUCCUCAGAGCAGUGAAUGCUGGGAUACCCUUUAAAGUCAUUCAUAAUGCGUCCAUCAUGAACGCCGUGGGCUGCUGUGGUCUGCAGUUGUAUAAUUUUGGGGAAACCGUGUCGUUGGUCUUUUGGACGGAGACAUGGAAACCAGAGAGUUUCUACGACAAAAUCUGUAAAAACAGACAAGCUGGACUACACACACUGUGUCUGCUGGAUAUUAAAGUGAAAGAGCAGAGCGUCGAGAACAUGAUGAGAGGGAAGAAAAUCUUCGAGCCUCCUCGUUUCAUGACGGUGAGUCAGGCGGCAGAUCAGCUGAUCCAGAUCAUCCAGAGAAGGAGGGGGGAGGAGCAGGGGGCUGAGCUAGGUGUGACAGAGGACACGGUGUGUGUGGGCGUGGCUCGAAUUGGCGCCGAUGAUCAGGUGAUUCGUGUGGCGACAUUGCGUCAGCUGGUGUCAUGUGACCUUGGCGCUCCACUCCAUUCGCUGAUCGUCACAAGUAGACUCCACCCACUGGAGGUGGAGCUACUGCGGGUGAAUGCAGAACCAAACGCACUGGAUCACCUGCAGAUGAUUGACAGCUCCACCUACAGCUCAUAACACAGACACAUAACUGCUCCUCGCGCAAUAAAUUAGCGUGAACUAAAAGGC
Messenger RNA from Solea solea (common sole), 1035 nucleotides. RefSeq names its product diphthamide biosynthesis 5 (gene dph5). Gene Ontology annotation, molecular function: diphthine synthase activity. Bases 112 to 984 code for a protein of 290 amino acids. Gene Ontology annotation, biological process: protein histidyl modification to diphthamide. NCBI's taxonomy places the organism in Eukaryota, Metazoa, Chordata, Actinopteri, Pleuronectiformes, Soleidae. The transcript has 7 exons. The record is from RefSeq and is a predicted model, not a curated record.